Messenger RNA from Caenorhabditis remanei, 219 nucleotides. RefSeq lists its product as uncharacterized. The record is from RefSeq and is a predicted model, not a curated record. The transcript is spliced from 3 exons. Bases 1 to 219 code for a protein of 72 amino acids. NCBI's taxonomy places the organism in Eukaryota, Metazoa, Nematoda, Chromadorea, Rhabditida, Rhabditidae.
AUGGGAAACUGCCUGCGUCUUCUUCUCGACUCCGAAUCCGACGUCAAGAUCCAUGUGAUCGAGCCAACCUCCAUCAACAAUGGAGAGGGAUCGUCGGUGGUUACUAGUCAGCCAGCUCCCCAAACUCCAGCGGCAGCACCAAUCGCCACGUUGCAAGUCCCGGGACUCCAGAGACCCCGCACUCCGGAGCCAACUGAUCCACGUGUUGCCAACUUGUAA